GUGUCUAAAAUCUCAUGCCAGCAAAAUCACUCCAAUGGCUACUCUUCAUCCAUUCCGCUCUCUACUGUUCACUCACCUCCGUCAUCGCCACGCUAUGCUACCCUCAACCCGAUUACUCAGAAAGUUCUCUCUUUUCUUCUCUUCCACUCCCAAACUCAGAGCAGAUAAUAGUAAUGACCACACUCUGGUGCUGAAGAAAGAUGAGAGGGUGUGGGGGUCUGGAUUGAUGAACUCUUCUGACCACCCAGUCGCGAACUCAAGCACCAUUGCGGCCAUUGUCACUUCCUUGGGUGGUCCCCCGGCUGCUGUUGGGAUUGUCCGGCUUUCUGGUCCUUCCUCUGUUUCAAUUGUUGGCAGUAUUUUUCGUUCCAUGAAGAAGAAGUUCAAGGAUCGUACCUCUGAGUGGAGGCCAAAAAGCCAUGUUGUGGAGUAUGGCUUUGUUUUCGAUUCUACUGGGAAUGUGAUUGAUGAGGUUUUGAUGGUUCCCAUGCUAGCUCCAAAAUCAUACACUAGAGAAGAUGUGAUAGAGCUUCAGUGUCAUGGGAGCGAAACAUGCUUGAACCGUGUGUUGAGGGCUUGUCUUCAGGCUGGGGCUACACUCGCUGAGCCAGGUGAGUUCACUCUUCGUGCAUUCCUAAAUGGGCGCUUAGACCUUUCUCAAGCUGAGAAUGUUGGGAAGCUUAUAUCAGCUAAGUCAAUGGCUGCUGCUGAUGCUGCAUUGGCAGGAAUACAGGGGGGAUUAUCUUCUUUGGUCAAAUCUCUAAGGAUGCAGUGCAUUGAGUUGCUUACUGAGAUUGAAGCACGUUUGGACUUUGAUGAUGAGAUGCCACCUCUUAAUUUGGACGAAAUAAUGGAUAAAAUAUUUGGGAUGGUGACAAAUGUUGAAAGUGCACUGGAGACCGCUAACUAUGACAAGCUUUUGCAAUCUGGACUACAGAUAGCAAUUAUUGGUAGACCAAAUGUUGGAAAAUCAAGCCUUUUAAAUGCAUGGAGCAAACAUGCAGAGUGAGAGAGCAAUAGUUACAGAUAUUGCUGGAACGACAAGGGAUGUGAUAGAAUCUAAUGUUUCUGUCCGUGGUAUCCCUGUCAUCCUUCUUGAUACAGCUGGCAUACGGCACUCUGAUAAUCCAGUGGAGAAAAUCGGCAUGGAGCGGUCUGAAAGGGCUGCUGGAAAUGCUGAUGUAAUUAUAAUGACUGUUAGUGCUAGUGAGGGUUGGACUGCAGAUGAUGCUGCACUUCUUGAAAGAAUAAGGAACAAGGCUACAUCUUGUGGAUCAAAUUGUCCAAUGAUUCUGGCAGUCAACAAAAUAGACUGUGCGCCGUCUACUUCUGAAUCGGUGGAUGCAUUUGGUGGUGGCUUUUCCUUUAACAAGAAGAUCUUUACAUGUGCACUCACAGGUCAAGGAAUUCAAGAUCUGGAGGCUGCGAUUGUUGAGAUUGUGGGGCUAGACAAAAUUCCCGCUGGGGGCCGUAAAUGGACCGUCAAUCAGAGACAAUGGGAGCAGCUGAUUCGGGCCAGGGAAGCAUUCAAUAGGCUCAAAUCUUCAAUGGAGGAGGAGCUUCCCCUUGAUUUUUGGACGAUUGAUCUGAGAGAAGCUGCCAUGGCCCUUGGGCAAAUUAGUGGAGAUGAUUUUUCAGAAGAGAUAUUGACUAGCAUAUUUGGAAAAUUCUGCAUUGGGAAAUAAUUUUUUCUUUCUUUUACUUUCAAUGUUUUAUACUUUCAUUUUAUUGAUCUGAAAAGAAAGUUUACUCUGUUUUCCCUCUAUAUAUGAUAAUCUUAGUUUAUGUGUUAUGAUUGAAUACAAUUGUUGUACAGCAUUUAGGUAAUUAGGUUCUGCAGACUACAUUGAACACAGCCCUGCCUGUGAA
Molecule: messenger RNA, 1869 nt
Organism: Cuscuta epithymum
Lineage: Eukaryota; Viridiplantae; Streptophyta; Magnoliopsida; Solanales; Convolvulaceae
Source: the annotation of a GenBank genome assembly